AACAUGGGAUUUUUAACUAUUCUCAAGAAAAUGAAACAAAAAGAAAAAGAAAUGCGAAUACUUUUACUUGGACUGGAUAAUGCGGGCAAAACAACCAUCCUGAAGCGCUUCAAUGGGGAACCGAUCGACCAGAUAUCGCCCACGCUUGGAUUUAACAUCAAAACCCUACAUUACAACGAUUACGUGCUAAAUAUGUGGGAUGUCGGAGGUCAAAAGUCGCUCCGUUCUUACUGGCGCAACUACUUCGAGUGUACCGACGGACUCAUCUGGGUCGUCGAUAGUACCGACCGAAUGCGCAUGGAGUCGUGUCGAGAAGAGCUCAUGGUGUUGCUGCAGGAGGAACGGUUGGCGGGGGCCACACUGCUGGUGCUUGCGAACAAACAGGACCUACCGGGAGCACUGACGGCUAACGAAAUCAAAGACAUUCUACAGCUGGAUAAAAUAGAAACCCACCAUUGGUCAAUUCAAAGCGUCAGCGCCGUCACCGGAGGCAAACUGGUGGAGGCCAUCGACUGGUUGGUGGAGGAUAUUUCCAAAAGAAUCUUCACCUUAGACUAACAUGAUUUACGCAGUGCUUACAGUUCUAUUUUUUGGGAUUUAUUAAAUAAGUUAAUAUCGUUACAAUCGUGACGAGCUGUUCCAAAGGCGGUGCUUGGUUUUCGCAUUGCUUUUAUCACCCGCGGUCAGUGGUGUCAAGUGCGCCGAAUCGACAAUAUUUCUGCAAACACAUAAGUAAUUGAUUACGUUCGGUUCGCCUUAAAGAUGGAAGUAGAUAGGAACAUACUUGAAUUCGUCAUAAUUCUUCGACGUCCGCACCGCCCGCAGUUUGGCGUCGUUCCGCAGCGAGUAUAGGGCAUCCUCUCGGAUUUGCUCUAAGCAACGCGCCUCUAGGGCGAUGAUAUCCUCUCGGCUGAUCAUUCUUUACACUCCGAAGUACGCUACGUUCUGUCAACAAACUCGUUGCCCGUGGAAACCAAUA
Messenger RNA from Anopheles cruzii, 979 nucleotides. RefSeq names its product ADP-ribosylation factor-like protein 2 (gene Arl2). NCBI's taxonomy places the organism in Eukaryota, Metazoa, Arthropoda, Insecta, Diptera, Culicidae. Gene Ontology annotation, molecular function: GTP binding; GTPase activity. The coding region runs from base 4 to 558 and encodes 184 amino acids. The record is from RefSeq and is a predicted model, not a curated record. Gene Ontology annotation, biological process: protein folding. Gene Ontology annotation, cellular component: cytoplasm; microtubule cytoskeleton. The transcript is spliced from 2 exons.